CGCUUAAAUAUAGAGAAAAUGAGUAUUAUUAACUAGCCCUAAAAAUAAAUAAAUGAAAUAAGAUAUCAACUCAACUAUAUAUCAUGGGAAAUCCAUCAAUAUAUAAGAAGCUCCACCACUUCCUUGCAAUCCUCCCACACUCUCUAUUUCUUUUUCUUCAUAAAAAUUAAAGAAUGAAGUCAGGUGCAGCAUAUUACAGUGGAUGUGAAGAACAGUAUCAACCCCAUUUUCUUGAUGCUUGUUUUCUUUGCCAAAGACCCUUGGCUCACAACACUGACAUCUUUAUGUACAGAGGGAACACUCCAUUCUGUAGCCAAGAAUGCAGGGAUGAGCAAAUAGAGAUGGAUGAAGCUAAUGAGAGAAAAUGGAAAAAGCUUUCUUCUUCUAAGACAAAAACAGAAACUGACACAAACAAAGCUGUACGGACAGGCACAGUUGCUGUUUCUUGAAAUUAUCACCAAUCAAACAUAAGUUGUUACUACAUUAUGUAUCACGAGGUAGUAAAGGUCUGUAUGUACCCGAUCCUUUUCCGACCUUACCAUCGCGUGGAAUUAUAAGAAAAACUUUCUACCAAAAGAAAACAACUAAGCAACUCCUGCAAGUCAUUUGAAAAAUAAUUUUGACUACAAACAAUUUUGAUGGUGGAAUCAAGAAGAGAAGUGAAAACCCCAUCAAACAAUUUUGAAUUAUAUUUCUUUAAAUUAAAUCUUGUGGAAUGUCUGUAAAAAGGGACAUCCAUAUUUGGGAGGGUUUAAAAUCUCUAAUCUCCUAUCUGAACUAUCUUUGCUUUCGAUCAGCUUAUGAAGCGGUUUCUGUUUUGUGUAAAGAAAACAAAACACAGUUUAUAUAUAUAAGGCAUAAUAAAAAGUAGUUGGAGUAUAGUGUAUGUCCAUGUCCCUGUCCACAAUUGUUGCAUCUUCAUCUCUACCACCCACUAAUAGUUCAGAUAUUUAAACGUAAAACGGAAUAAUUUACGUGUGUUUUUAAUAUUCACUCUUUCCGAAGCUACUAAUUCCUAUGAGAGGAUUCAACCAGGAUACAAACUUGAUUCUUGAUGAAUCUCAUGAAAGAGUACAUUCAACAAAGGUCCGUCUAAGCCCAUCUAAGAAUGCAUCAAUCACGUACGUCUAGACAUUUCAUUGUAAUAGUUGUGCUCAGUUAUUCGUAAAAAUUUCUUUUGAACAAUGUUCUAUAUAUAUAUAGGUCACAAGUUUGAGUUGUGAAAAUAAUCACAUAGACUUUCUAUAUCGCACUUCUUAGAGUACGGACUUUCCCCGGAUCCUGCUAAUGCGGGAUGUAUUGUACACUCAACUGCCCUUUAAUGUUCUCAAUAUAUGUGGAUGUUUCUAUUUGUACCUUUCCAA
Solanum dulcamara is the source of this 1364-nucleotide messenger RNA. Its product is annotated as FCS-Like Zinc finger 3-like. Lineage: Eukaryota; Viridiplantae; Streptophyta; Magnoliopsida; Solanales; Solanaceae. The coding region runs from base 174 to 449 and encodes 91 amino acids. The record is from RefSeq and is a predicted model, not a curated record. The transcript has 2 exons.